Molecule: messenger RNA, 1389 nt
Organism: Brenthis ino (lesser marbled fritillary)
Lineage: Eukaryota; Metazoa; Arthropoda; Insecta; Lepidoptera; Nymphalidae
Source: the annotation of a GenBank genome assembly
AUGGGUAGAAAAUCAGAACCACGCCAUCGUUCUAAGUCUUCAAGCUCUCACUCAGUAAUAAAUAUGUACAAGAAUAAAAAAAUGAGAAGAGACAAGAACAGUAAAACCAGAAAAAAUAUAAAAAAGUUGUUUAACACCCUCCGUAAUGAAAGUGAAUUAUCUAAUUCAUUAAAUUCAUUAAAUAAUACUAUUAUUGAGGUAGACAAUACUAUAACAGAUGCAAGUGCCAAAAAUGUUAAUAAUAAACCAAACAGUAGUAGUUUAAUUGUUAUUGAAGAUGAUGACCUCAUCAUAAACAAUGAACCCUGUCCCAUUCAAUGCUCAACACCCAUCAAUAGCAAACACAUUUUCAAUGAAAGAAUUACAACUCAAAGUAAAGAAAACAAUAAUACAAGUGCAGCACAAAACUUUGUUGAAGAAGUAGAAAAUUUAACCAAAGAAAUUAAUAGAGAUUCUUAUUUAACAAUAGAUCUAACUACUGAUAGUGGAUUAAAUGCAACAAAGCAAUCAAAUUUCAAUACAGUUAUAGAUUUAGCAAAUUCAUCUGAGAUACAAGAUUGUACUGUCUCUGACGAUAGCCUCUCGAUGAGCGGAGAUUCUGAUGUAACAGUUAUAAAUACAAAAAGAAAAAAUAAAGUAAAUAGUACACAAAUGAAGAAAUUUGCAAAUGGUAUUGCAAAACUAGAUUCUUCUGAGAGAGGGAAGCUGUUAGAAUAUAUUGCGAAUAAAAUAUUUAAUGGGUGUAAUGGACCUAAUACUUCAAGUAACAGCCUGCACAAUCUAAAGAAUGGUAUAAGUAGAGCCACUGAAACAGCCGAAGACACAUAUAUAAAAGAUGUCAUUUUAGGCCGGUCAUCUAGAAAUAGCAUUGGCAGUAAUAUUUACAAUCCAGAAAGAGAUAUUAGAAAUAAAACUGGCUUGCGAAUGAUUGUAAUAGAUGGCAGUAAUGUUGCUAUGCAACACACCAAGGGAAGAAUAUUUUCAGUAAAGGGAUUGAAAAUCUGCAUUGAUUAUUUUGUACAAAGAGGGCACGUAGUUAAAGCAUUUGUACCACACUUCAGAUGUAAAUAUGGCAAGAGUACAGACGGACGGCUUUUAGACCAGCUGGAGAGGCAGGGCUUGGUUGUGUACACUCCGUCUAGAGAGGUGCAGGGGAAAAUGAUUACGUCCUAUGAUGAUAGAUAUAUAGUCCAAUGUGCGGCGGAAUUCGACGCCGUCAUAGUUUCUGGCGAUAAUUACAGAGACUUGCUCAAUGAAAACCCAAGAUGGCGGCAUGUCAUUGAAAAUAGGCUGUUGCAGUUCACAUGGGUCGGGGACAUGAUCAUGUUCCCACGGGACCCUCUCGGCAGGAAUGGACCUACUUUAGAACAGUUCCUGAAACACCCUUCG